AUGCGUCCCGCGUUGGAUCUACAUAUUCGCACGUCUUCCUUGACGAAGGAGGCAAACGCGCAACUUGAUCAUAUUAUCCUCGCGCUCCAGGCAGCCUCGGAACUAUCGCGCAAGUUUGAUAACUCGCGCCUACAGCACUCAGGUGAAACGGUUUCCAAUGAGCGGGGUGAUAUCGGCGGGAGUCGACAUGAACAAAAUGACGAGAACUUUUCGGUUAAGAAAGGAGAAACGGAGUUUGACCGAGAGGCAGAUAUAAAUCAAGGGAUCGAAAGUACGUCCGGGGACGAAUUGCCGCGGGAAACAUUGAGCACACAGAGUCCAGCUGGGGGAGCUGGGGACGUCUUAAACGCUGUGCCAGAGGGGCCGCGGCGCCCCAUUGAGUUGGCAGGAUCUCAUACACCUCCUAUGCCUGCUGAGGAUGGAUUUGGUGAUGCAACGACGGCUGCUUCCCGCGAUGAGCAUUCGGAGGCUAUCAUGCGACAGUUGUUCCGAAGCCGAAGGGUUGCAAGUAUACUGACAAAAGACAGCAAAUAUGGUGUAAACCAGCGAAAUAGGGAGCCAACUAAAAUCGAUAGAUCACCAGUCAUAGAUUCUUCGCCGCGCCCCGAAAUAUUGAAUAAACCGCCAAUUAAAACCGCUAUAGCACCUGAAAUGGCAGAACCAUCUGCCACUCCUGAAGUAGAAAAAGGGGAUGUGAGUGCAGUGGGAGCUGACCUUGCGAAUAGCACUGUGAAUGUGCAGCAGGCGGAAUCACAGGAUAUCCUUGGUAAAACACCGGCAACGCCUGCAUACAAGAUGGUGGAAUCGCGGGUUCCUUCAACCCGUUUAGGCAGACUAUGGGAGUACGGAGGACUAGCCACCUCCAUGGCCUUCGGUAUUGUUGGGCAAAGCAUUCGUCGCGCAACCGUUGGCCUUGACUCAAGCAGCGGCUCCUUGAUAUUCAGUCCUGAGAACGUCGAACGACUCGUCUCAAAACUGUCGAAGAUGAGAGGUGCAGCCCUCAAAUUAGGGCAAUUGAUGAGUUUCCAAGAUGCGAAAAUGCUUCCGCCAGCAAUUCACGAAAUCCUUCAGCGGGUUCAAGAUCAAGCAAAUUAUAUGCCAGCAAAACAGAGAGACUCUGUUCUUGUGAACAACCUAGGAGAGAAUUGGAGGGAUUUAUUUGACACCUUUGAUGAGCUUCCCAUAGCCGCCGCUUCUAUAGGCCAGGUGCAUAGAGCAGUACUAAAGGAGACGGGUAAACCAGUUGCUGUCAAAAUUCAAUAUCCAGGCGUUGCAGACUCCAUCGACUCCGAUCUUAGCAAUCUCUCCAUUUUACUAACUGCCUCGCAUUUGCUACCCAAAGGGCUAUUCCUCGACAAAACAAUUGCCAAUGCUCGUACUGAACUAGCCUGGGAGUGCAACUACAUCCGAGAAGCUGAGUGUGGUGAACGAUUCCGUACCCUUCUCAAAGACGACACAGCAACUUUCAUGGUCCCAGAAAUCAUCUACCCCGCUUCUGGCAAGCAAGUUCUCACCAUGGAAUACCUUGAAGGUAUCCCGGUCACCCGUGUCCAGAAUUUCACUCAGGCCCAACGGGACUGGAUAGGCACGCAAAUCUUGAGGCUCUCCCUACGAGAAAUCUGCGAAUUCCGCUUCAUGCAGACAGACCCCAACUGGACUAACUUCCUCUACAACGCGUCCACUAACAAACUCGAGCUCCUUGACUUUGGCGCCUCCCGAGACUACCCAGGCUCCUUUAUCUCCACCUACCUCCGCGUCCUCCAGGCCGCUUCCCGUAAUGACCGCGAAACCUGUCGCGACCUCUCCAUCAAACUGGGCUACCUGACUGGUUUCGAAUCACAAGCCAUGGUCAAUGCGCAUAUUACCUCUAUCCUCACGCUGUCGGAGCCCUUCAUGGCCUCGUCGCCGGACGUUUAUGAUUUCAGCGACCAGACCAUCACGGACCGAGUGCGCGAGAUGAUCCCGCUGAUGCUUCGUGAGCGGCUUGCGCCGCCUCCAGAGGAAACGUACAGUUUGCAUCGGAAGCUGAGUGGAGCAUUCUUACUGUGUGCUAGAUUGGGGAGCCGGGUACGCUGUAAGGAGUUGUUUGAGAAUGCAUUGAAGAAGGUGGAAUGGGUUGAUGGGGAUGAGGUGUUCGUGGGCGAUGGAGAGGAGCUAGUUGACGGCCUGAGGAGGAGAACUGUGGCUGGAUAA
Messenger RNA from Histoplasma capsulatum G186AR, 2193 nucleotides. Its product is annotated as ABC1 protein. Gene Ontology annotation, cellular component: extrinsic component of mitochondrial inner membrane. Gene Ontology annotation, biological process: ubiquinone biosynthetic process. The transcript has 4 exons. The record is from RefSeq and is a predicted model, not a curated record. Lineage: Eukaryota; Fungi; Ascomycota; Eurotiomycetes; Onygenales; Ajellomycetaceae. Gene Ontology annotation, molecular function: kinase activity. The coding region runs from base 1 to 2193 and encodes 730 amino acids.